CUUCCGCCGGAAAACGGAGUCGUCUGAGAAAUCUCAGAGCAGGUUACCGGCCGGGGUUUCGCCCGGAGGCUGUGGGCAGGAGCUCCGUGGGCCUGGCGAAGAUGGCUUGUGCAGCCGCACGGUCGCCGGCCGACCAGGACAGGUUCAUUUGUAUCUAUCCCGCUUAUUUAAAUAACAAGAAGACCAUCGCGGAGGGGAGGCGAAUCCCCAUAAGCAAGGCUGUUGAAAAUCCUACAGCUACUGAGAUUCAAGAUGUGUGCUCAGCAGUUGGACUUAAUGUAUUCCUUGAGAAAAAUAAAAUGUACUCUAGAGAAUGGAAUCGCGAUGUUCAGUACAGGGGCCGAGUCCGGGUCCAGCUCAAACAGGAAGACGGCAGCCUCUGUCUCGUACAGUUUCCAUCACGUAAAUCAGUAAUGUUGUACGCAGCAGAAAUGAUACCUAAACUAAAAACAAGGACACAAAAAACAGGAGGUGGUGACCAAAGUCUUCAGCAAGGAGAGGGAAGUAAAAAAGGGAAAGGAAAGAAGAAGAAGUGACUGGGGAUGAGAAUCAAGUACGUGGUACUACUGUGAGUCAUGAACGAAGGCUUCUAAUUUGUAUCUAAGAGAAACAGAAGCUUUUUGUUUGCAUCAUUUAACCAAACUAUGGACAUCCAUGCCUCCCAGCUUCAGCAUCAGAGGUGUAAUGAAAUAAAUUUACAUCAGAAGUUUGCAUCCAGCUCUUAUGCAGUAUAAAAGAAAAUUUCUUUGCAGAGUUUUUAUGGAAGAACGAAGCAUAUUUUUAAAUGGACAAUGGAUUCUACAAUCAGUGACUUGAAAUUCUGUAUCUGUUCUGUGUUUAUAAACAUGUUUCAGAUAAUGAGUUCAAUUAAAGAUUUGAAAUACACAUUUUCUUCAACUUUUAAGUUAGUGAAAUAAAAUUUGAAACUGACUCUUAAA
Messenger RNA from Suricata suricatta (meerkat), 938 nucleotides. It is a transcript of the gene SRP19, whose product is annotated as signal recognition particle 19. Gene Ontology annotation, cellular component: signal recognition particle, endoplasmic reticulum targeting. Bases 102 to 536 code for a protein of 144 amino acids. The transcript is spliced from 5 exons. NCBI's taxonomy places the organism in Eukaryota, Metazoa, Chordata, Mammalia, Carnivora, Herpestidae. The record is from RefSeq and is a predicted model, not a curated record. Gene Ontology annotation, molecular function: 7S RNA binding. Gene Ontology annotation, biological process: SRP-dependent cotranslational protein targeting to membrane, signal sequence recognition; SRP-dependent cotranslational protein targeting to membrane.